CUUUGACCAGAAAUUCGAAUAACAUUUAUGUUUUUCGUGAAGAUGCAGGCGUAGAGCAAAAUGAAAAUUUCGUUAAAAUAUGGAAUAUUUUCUGAAAGUAAAAAAAAUUCCGCCUCAAAAUAUAGUGAUGCGCUUAGCUAACAGACAAAUAUUUGGAGCUAAAAAAUCUGGUACACAUUUUCAUACGGCAAGACAGUUCUAUCAGAAUAUAUUCCCCAAUUUCACCAUUAUAAAUGUUGAAAAACCACCUUGCUUCCUCCGAAAGUUCAGUCCAGAUGGAAAACUGUGCAUUGCAUUUUCUGCCGAUCAAACAUAUUUGGAAGUUUAUACCUAUCAAGGGGCUGCAGCAGCUGCAGAUUUGCUACAUUAUGUCAAUGAGAGUAGAAACUAUCAGAAAAUAACCGAGAUAAAGAGCCGAAUAUUUGACAGAUUUUUCAAGUUAAAAUACAGUAUAUCUGUUUCUCAAGGAAGUGAACAAUUAAAUAGGGAAUGUAGUUUAUUCAGUGAAGACGGUAGAUAUGUAAUUAUUGGUUCUGCAGCUUUCAUACCUGAGGAAAUAAGACCACAUUUUUAUGAGAUUUAUACAAACAAUGAAGCUAUUACUCCAAAUCUUAAGUCACCACUGGAAGAUUAUACUUUAUAUCUGAUAGAUUUACAUACUGGGAAACUAUGUGAUACUAGGCAAUUUAAAGUGGAUAAAAUUUACUUAUCACAUAAUCAAGGACUCUACUUGUACAAAGACACUUUAGCAGUACUUUCAGUUCAACAUCAGAGUAUUCAUAUUUUUCAAAUAUUAGAAGGAAUGUUUGUAAAUAUUAAGACUAUUGGUCGUUUCUGUUUUGAAGAUGAUCAUUAUAUUUACUCCUCUGUUUAUCCUCAUGAAAGAGCAUUUCGAGAAACUUCAAUCAAUUCACUGAAGCACAGAAUACAUACCUUUCUUUAUAAUCGUGCUAAGACAAUGGGGCCCAGUGAACUCAGGAAAUUCUACUAUUUUUUUGAUAUCAUUCAUUCAUUGAGAAUAUGGAAGAUGCAACUCUUAGAUGAAAAUCAUUUAAUGUUGAAAUACACAACGGAGGAUGCAGUUACUAUGAAAAUUGCGGAUGGAAACAGCCAACCAGCCUUUUUUGUUGUGUUCAAUAUUAUCGAGUGCAAGGUUAUUGCUGUUUAUGAGAAUACUUCCAGAAAAUUAUUGGAGUUGUUUGAGGAUUUUUGUGAUUCUUUCAGGAACAUCAAUGUAUACUGUGAUACUCAUUUUACAUGCAGCCCAUCAAACAAUCUCUAUGCGAAACUUCUACAGCAAAGGUUCAAGCAGACCAUAAUAAAUGCAAAAUUCGGUGGAAGGAAUGAAGCAACUAAAAGAAUCUUGGCACAGUUACCAAUAAGUGCGCAGUCAUAUAGUUCCUCGCCAUAUCUAGAUUUCUCAUUAUUCAGUUAUGAUGAUAAGUGGGUUUCUGUACUGGAAAGGCCAAAAGCUUGGGGAGAACAUCCAAUAAGGUUUUAUGCUAGAGAUUCUGGUUUCCUUAAAUUCAGGAUAUACGCUGGGACUAUGGGUCGGAGUUUGCUGCCAUCAACUCGUAGAUUGGUGGCUUUCACUUUCCACCCCACUGAUCCAUUUGCAAUUUCUGUGCAAAGGACUAAUGCGGAAUAUAUUGUUAACUUUCAUAUUGCCUGUGAUAGUGUGAAUUCUUCUUUAUACGAUGAAAGUGAUGAAUAUGGUGAUGUUCAUGUACUGAAUUUUUUUCAGUAAUCUUGUAUUAUUUUUAAAAACUGAUUCUGAAUCAUUUAUAACUUUAAUGUCUUAGGUUUAAUGAUAACAAAAAAGAAAUGAUUUAAAAUAUA
Messenger RNA from Coccinella septempunctata (seven-spotted ladybird), 1839 nucleotides. It is a transcript of the gene abo, whose product is annotated as DET1 homolog. NCBI's taxonomy places the organism in Eukaryota, Metazoa, Arthropoda, Insecta, Coleoptera, Coccinellidae. The record is from RefSeq and is a predicted model, not a curated record. Gene Ontology annotation, molecular function: ubiquitin protein ligase binding; ubiquitin-like ligase-substrate adaptor activity. The coding region runs from base 80 to 1747 and encodes 555 amino acids. Gene Ontology annotation, cellular component: nucleus; cullin-RING ubiquitin ligase complex. Gene Ontology annotation, biological process: positive regulation of proteasomal ubiquitin-dependent protein catabolic process; protein ubiquitination. The transcript has 5 exons.